Messenger RNA from Fonsecaea erecta, 972 nucleotides. RefSeq lists its product as hypothetical. The transcript has 3 exons. Lineage: Eukaryota; Fungi; Ascomycota; Eurotiomycetes; Chaetothyriales; Herpotrichiellaceae. The coding region runs from base 1 to 972 and encodes 323 amino acids. The record is from RefSeq and is a predicted model, not a curated record.
AUGCAGGAAAUCACUUCCAGCAAUGCACAUCUCGACGAACUCAAAGGCAAGACAGUCAUUAUCACCGGGGCAGCUGGUGGCAUCGGUGCUGCGACGGCAAGGAUAUACCAUAGCUACGGAGCAAAUGUGGUGGUGGCAGACCUCGAGCGAAUGCGAAGCGCUGGUGAGGCGCUGGUGGCCUCUCUCGCCAAAUCAACACCGGCGCCGGCGCCACGGGCCAUGUUCGUUGCCGUCGACAUCUUGGACUGGGCGCAGAUGGUCUCGCUGUUUCGGGCGACUAAGAACCAGUUUGGCCGCAUAGAUGUGGUCGUCGCCAACGCGGGCGUCAUGGAGUCUUCGCUCCUGCUGGAGAGCGACGAGGUGGACGCAAACGGCGAGCCCAAGGAGCCUAUCGAGGCGGGCCGAGUCAUCGACAUCAACCUCAAGGGCACCUUCAACACACUCCGACUCGGACUCUUCCACAUGGCACAGAACGAAGCUCGCUUCUCCGAUGGCUCGCGAGGCUCCAUCGUCCUCGUCACGUCGACCUCGGGCUACUUUGGCGGCACCGGCGCUGCGGCAUAUAUCUCGUCCAAGCAUGGAGCCACUGGACUCUUGCGAGGCUCCCAGCUUGCCGCGAACAAGGUGUUGGUUCGCGUCAACGGCGUCGCACCGAACUUCACCGCCACGCAGUUGACGCAGAACCUCGCAAGGGAGUGGUACGCAGCGGGCAUGGAGGCCAACUCCCCUCACAACGUGGCUCGGAUGAUCGCUCAGAUGUCGGCCGACCCGUCAAUGCGCGGCGCUUGCUGCUUAGUCGCCGGCAAGAUCCUGCGCGAAAUGGAGCAUUCGAGAGCUGCUUUGUUGCCUGAAUGGCUCGGCCCAGACCUUGUCCAGUUCAUGAGGAGGGCGGGAGCGCUCAUUGAUGGCAUGGGAGGUCUUCCAUUGCCUAAAUUGCCGUCACUAUUUCCGGAGGACGAUCUUCCCAAUUGA